This is a messenger RNA of Thermothelomyces thermophilus ATCC 42464, 976 nucleotides long. RefSeq lists its product as uncharacterized. Gene Ontology annotation, molecular function: transcription coactivator activity; chromatin DNA binding. The coding region runs from base 4 to 762 and encodes 252 amino acids. Lineage: Eukaryota; Fungi; Ascomycota; Sordariomycetes; Sordariales; Chaetomiaceae. The record is from RefSeq and is a predicted model, not a curated record. Gene Ontology annotation, cellular component: nucleus. Gene Ontology annotation, biological process: positive regulation of DNA-templated transcription. The transcript is spliced from 2 exons.
AUCAUGGCCGAUCAAUUCCUGGCCGAGCAGCACACAUGGACGCUUUUUCGAAAUUCGCAAUCUGACGAGGCGGACAGUUGGGUUAUGCUCACCCGGGACGGCCAAAUUGUGCCCAUCCCCGGCGAGAAGAUCCUACACACGUCGCGGCCGCGGGUCAGCCUCGACAUAUCAACGCCGCGUGAGCUCCAGAUCGCCGACCCGUUCUCUCUUAAAUGCGACAAUGGCAUCGCGUACAUUACAAAUGAGCGGGUCAUCUUCUUACCGGCCAGGCCGACCGAGGACUUCAAGUCCUUCUUCACGCCGGUGCUAAAUUUCACCGACACUCAUGUCCAUUCAUCCUGGAUCGGACCAUGGAGUUGGGGCGGGACAGUCAGGCCGGUUCCGGGAGGUGGCAUACCGAUGCACAUUCCCCGGGUGGAGGUCAGAUUCACCUUCAGGGACGGCGGCCACAGCGACUUCCAGGCCAAGUUCGAGUGGCUGAAAGAACGCCUGCAGCACGCCCAAGAGCUGGGUCUAGUACCAGGCCAGAACCUCGAGCCCCCCCCACCGUACGAGCCGAGUGCGCCGGGGCCGUCGCCGUCGUCGGGUGAUCCCAGCACCGCCCGGACCGGCCCGCAACUAGAACAAGAGCAACAACAACAGGAGCAACAACCGCCCCAGCCUGCUCCUGAUGAGCCGCCUCCGGACUACGUGCAGGCUCAGGCGCAAGCCAUCAGCAUGCAAUACGAGGAGCGGACGCGCGCGGAAGCUGAGCGGUAUUGAGGGUUGAGAUAUGUCAUCGCAGUGAUGAUGAUUCGGGGUUUUGCCUCACUUUUCUUUGCACUCACUGGGAUUUCUUCCUUUCAUUGGUUGCCUUAUCGUCCUGUGGACGACAUAGGACUGUUGAUACCAUCUAGUUUCGAUUGUUUCAUCACUGCCUCCUGUUCUAGAUGGGAUCCGCAAUGAUUGGUGUAGACGGGCUGCUGCAUCAGAUAUG